UGUUACUCCAAAAAGAAAGUAAAUGUGAUCUAUCCUAUGCCAGGUAGAAAACAAGCUGACUGGGUCAUUGCUGAUAACAAUUCCACCCUAAUAAAGUCCUUAAUCAAACCACAAUACAAGAUACGAUAUAUAAAAGUUCAGAAAAUACGUUAUGUAUGGAACAACUCUGAUGGGACGUUUCAGAAAAUUGGGGUUCUGGAUGAAGAGCUCUCAUGCUCAGACAUUCAUGUAAAGUUUGGAUCUGGUCUGACUAAAGAAGAACAAGAAGUCAGAAAACAAGUAUGUGGACCAAAUACAAUUGAAGUAGAAAUUAUUCCAGUCUGGAAGCUCUUCAAAGAGAUUUUGAAUCCAUUUUAUGUUUCUCAAGUUUAUUCUUUAAGUCUUUGGAUGAGUAAUGGAUAUUUUGAAUACAGCGGAGCCAUUCUGUUUUUGACUGCUCUGUCAAUCAUUGCAACCAUAUACAACCUGAGAGUGCAAUCAGUUAAAUUAAACAAAAUGACAGCUUCGUAUAACAGUAUCAUGGUUACCAUACUUCAUAAAAAUGGAGAGCUUGUGGACAUAGAAUCUCAAUCAUUGGUUCCUGGAGAUGUAAUUGUAUUGACUAGUAAGAAGCUGUUUUUACCCUGUGAUGCUAUAUUAAUCAGUGGUGGAUGCACCAUGAAUGAAAGCACGCUAACAGGUGAAUGCAUUCCUGUGACAAAGACACCAUUACCCAAUAUAGAUAAUUCCAUUCCAUGGAAAAUACACAGUGGUGACGAAUACAAGAGACAUGUCCUGUACUGUGGAACUGAGGUUAUCCAGACAAAGGCUCAUGGUCAGGAUCUAAUUAAAGCUGUUGUGCUACAAACUGGGUUUAACACGGCAAAAGGAGACCUUGUGAGAGUAAUCCUGUAUAACAAACCAAUCAACAUUAAGCUGUACAGAGAGGCUGUUAAGUUUGUUCUGGGGCUUCUGGUGCUUGCUCUUCUAAGUGUUAUAUAUACAGUAGUGGUUCACACAUUGGCUGGGGCCAGCAUUAGAGAAAUUGUACUGUUCUCUUUUCUCAUACUAACAAUGGUUAUGAACCCAGGUCUUCCAGGAACUUUAACACUGGGUCUUCUCUAUGCCCAGACAAGACUAAAGAAACUUGGAAUCUUCUGCAUCAGUCCUCAGCGAAUUAUUAUAUCUGGACAGCUGAACUUAAUAUGUUUUGAUAAAACAGGAACUUUAACGAAAGAUGACUUAGACUUCAGAGGUGUGGUUCCUUGUGUUGAAAACUGCUUUCAGGACAUGCAUGGGGUUUCUUCCGACAAGUCAAUGAUCUGGGGCCCUGUACUCGCAGCCAUGGCCAGCUGCCACUCACUCAUUUUACUGGAUGGGAAGAUACAUGGAGAUCCUCUUGAAAUGAAGAUGUUUGAAGCAACAGGCUGGGCUCUUGAAGACUAUAAAACAUACACUAAUGAAGAUGGAAAAUCCAUACCGUUUGCAGUGGUAAAACCAGGCAGAAAAGCUGAGAAGAAAAGCAUGUUGCCUGUGGAAGGCAUUGUUAUUCUGCAUCAGUUCCCAUUUUCCUCUGGAUUGCAGCGCAUGUCAGUUAUUACUCAAGUUAUAGGAAGUGAUGAACUCAAAGUGUUCAUGAAAGGAGCUCCAGAGAUGGUUAUUCAGUUUUGCAACCAAAAAUCAGUUCCACAAAGUUUUUCAAAGAGACUUGACUUCUACACAAUGAAAGGUUUUCGAGUCAUUGCUCUGGCUUAUCGGGUUUUAUACACACAAGAUUGUCCAGUAUUCGAAGCUUUAGAAAGGAAAGAAAUGGAGUCUGACCUAACAUUUCUAGGGUUCCUGAUUAUGGAAAAUCUCCUCAAACCAGAAUCAAACUCAGUGCUGGAAGAACUCAAUGCUGCUAACAUAAGGACUGUGAUGGUAACAGGUGACAAUCUUCAGACUGCUGUGACUGUUGGGAGGAAUUCUGGAAUGAUCACAAGUGCAAAUAAACUUAUUCUAAUAGAAGCCACAGAACCUAAUGGAGAUAAACCAGCAGCAAUCAGUUGGACACUAAUGCAAGAAAAUGAACAGAGAUUGUGCCUGGAGAUUGAUUGUGAGCAUAAUAUCAAAGAAACAACAAGCAGUUAUCACUUUGUACUAAGUGGAAAAACCUAUCAAGUCAUGCUGAAGCAUUUCUAUCACUUGGUACCAAAGAUACUUCUGAAUGGUACAAUAUUUGCUAGAAUGACUCCUCAACAAAAAUCUAAUCUCAUUGAAGAAUUACAAAAAUUAGACUACUAUGUUGGCAUGUGUGGGGAUGGCGCAAAUGACUGUGGGGCACUUAAGAUGGCCCAUGCUGGGAUUUCCUUGUCCGAACUGGAGGCUUCUGUAGCAUCUCCUUUUACAUCAAAAAUUGCGAACAUUGAAUGUGUUCCAAAGUUAAUCAAGGAAGGACGAAACACUCUUGUUACAUCAUUCUCAAUAUUUAAAUUCCUCACAAUGUUCUCACUGGUCGGACUAGCUAACGAUUUGCUUCUUUAUUGGAAACAAACAAUUCUCGGAAAUUAUCAUUUUCUGAUGCAAGACUUAGCUAUAACCACUGCAGUUUUUCUGACUUUGAGUUUAAAUGGCCCUGCUUCAAAAUUGGCCAAAUACAGACCCCCUCGACACCUUUUGUCACCUGCUCUGAUGCUUUCACUUCUCCUGCACUUUAUUUUCACUAUCGUUCUGCAGACAACUGCAUUUAUUCUGGUGCAGCAGCAACCAUGGUACAAUGAAAGCAAUGUCUUCAGUGCUUGUCUUCCAUUAAAUCAUAGCUUUGCAAAUUAUACAAGGGAACCUGCCUUUUCUGUAAAUUACCUGACAACUACUCUGUGGCCUGUAUCAGGAAUAAACCUCAUUAUAGUAGAAUUUGUUUUCUCCAAAGGACAUCCGUUUAGACAACCUUUGUAUACAAACUACUUGCUUUGCUGUGCAAUAAUUCUACAACUGGCAUCUUAUUUGUUUAUCAUUUUUGCUGACAUUGAGGACCUCUACAUUACUUUGGAGCUUGUUUGUACACCAUAUUAUUGGAGAAUUUACAUCAUCAUUAUGGUCCUUAUUACGUUCAUUAUUUCUUACGCUGCAGAGGAAGGAUUCACUGAAAACAGAAAACUCUGGUUAUGGAUAAAAAAGAAAUGUAACCAUCAAUCAAAAAGCCAAUAUAGGAAGUUGCAAAAGGCAUUAGAGAAUGAUCCAGAUUGGCCACCACAGAACAGAACAGACUAUGCCAGCUAUUAUAAUUCUGUAUUGGACUGCAAACAUUUAAGUAAAAAUAGCAAAUCCAGCUCAAUAUAACCAAAUUAAAAAUAGCUGCAUCAGAAAUAGACUUCUCAUAUGAAAUGAAUAAAUUGAUUAUUUAAAUAAAAAAGAUGCAAUAGAAAAUUAUUUUUAAAUUACUUUAAAAUUGUAACUAAAUUGUCCCACAAAAACACAUUUUAUGGAAAAAUUUAAAUUUGUAUUGAAAUUAUGCAGGAAAAAAAACUAUAUAAAGGGACACUAGAGUCAAAAUUAAACUUUCAUGAUUCAGAUUAAACAUUACAAUUAUUUCAGUCUUUAUAUAUUUCUGAGAUACCAGCUCCUACUGUGCAUGUGCAAGAGUUCACAGUGUAUACAUAUAUAACUGUGAUUGGCUGA
Molecule: messenger RNA, 3636 nt
Organism: Bombina bombina (fire-bellied toad)
Lineage: Eukaryota; Metazoa; Chordata; Amphibia; Anura; Bombinatoridae
Product: probable cation-transporting ATPase 13A4
Exons: 28
Coding region: 37-3297 (1086 amino acids)
Biological process (GO): intracellular calcium ion homeostasis; polyamine transmembrane transport
Cellular component (GO): late endosome membrane
Molecular function (GO): polyamine transmembrane transporter activity; P-type transmembrane transporter activity; ATP hydrolysis activity
Source: RefSeq, a predicted model, not a curated record